Abrus precatorius (Indian licorice) is the source of this 680-nucleotide messenger RNA. RefSeq names its product 50S ribosomal protein L28, chloroplastic. The record is from RefSeq and is a predicted model, not a curated record. Gene Ontology annotation, molecular function: structural constituent of ribosome. The coding region runs from base 63 to 494 and encodes 143 amino acids. Gene Ontology annotation, biological process: translation. NCBI's taxonomy places the organism in Eukaryota, Viridiplantae, Streptophyta, Magnoliopsida, Fabales, Fabaceae. The transcript has 3 exons. Gene Ontology annotation, cellular component: ribosome.
UAAUUUGGUAUGGCGUGUGUGUGGGUUAAAAGGUAAGAAGAGAUAAGGCAAACGCAAUCGCAAUGGCAACGGCAACGGCAACGACAGCGGCAGCUUCUGCGCUAUCGUUUCGGAAGAGCUUCGGCGUUAACAGUAACACAGCGUGUGCCUCUUCGCUUGGCUUCCUGAACUCUCAGUUGACAGGCCUCAGAAUCUGCUCCCCAAAAUCUACCAUUGCUUCCCCAUUGGUAUUACCCCCCACACCCCUCCCCAUCGUCGCAAGGAGAGUGUGCCCCUUCACUGGGAAGAAAGCCAACAGGGCUAACAAAGUCUCCUUUUCGAACCACAAGACGAAGAAGCUGCAGUUUGUGAAUCUUCAGUACAAGAGAAUUUGGUGGGAAGCGGGGAAGCGCUAUGUAAAGCUUCGUUUGUCCACUAAGGCGUUGAAAACCAUAGAGAAGAAUGGACUCGAUGCUGUUGCAAAGAAGGCUGGAAUCGAUCUUAGGAAGAAGUAACCCUCUCUGCAUAUGAUUGUAAGAAUAAUUCAUAAUUCAUUGCUUUUAUUUGUAGAUUUCUUUCUGUCUUUUUAUGCAUUAUUUUUGAGGAUUAGGUUUGAUUCUAGCCAUGCUGCAGAAACUAAAUUUGGUGAGGUUGAAUCUCAUGAAUUGAAACCUCUUUAAUGAUCAGCGUUUAUAGUUUGC